Messenger RNA from Penicillium taxi, 1275 nucleotides. Its product is annotated as zinc finger protein. The transcript has a single exon. The record is from RefSeq and is a predicted model, not a curated record. The coding region runs from base 1 to 1275 and encodes 424 amino acids. NCBI's taxonomy places the organism in Eukaryota, Fungi, Ascomycota, Eurotiomycetes, Eurotiales, Aspergillaceae.
AUGUGCUAUGGAUCUACCCUGAACCCCUCCAGGGCAUCCACCUUCGACGAAGAGACAUCUGCUACUAAUGAAAGUGUGGAUACACAGUUGUCCCAUCUGUUAUCUAUCCGCCCUGAGGUAUCCACCUCGAGCUUUGUGGAGCAGCAACAGCAAGCUGCUAACCCUCUGGACCUUCCUCCACGCCUUCGACUAAUUGGAUAUGGAACUUGUGGGAAGGUAUUUUCCCGCGAUGAUUCCACCAUUGUCCUAAAGGCCGCGCUUGUACAGUCUGAUCAGCUAUGGAACGAUUACAUCAUGGGCACUGCAGUCUGCGAGGCCUUCGACCGCCAUCCAAAGAUUAGCGUCCAUGUCCCAAGACCACAUUACUUCAUCGACAGCACAAAAUCUGGCGAGGAGGAAAAUAUCUGGUGGGCAAAUAACGAUAGCCACUUUCCAAAGGCUGUUGAUAUUCCUAGCGACGUGCUUAGUAUUGAGAAAAUACCCCCGCUGCCGCAUGUGAUUCGGAAUAAACUCAUCGAAAAGUACUGCCCCACCAAAGUCCUCCCAGCCGCCAGAGAGGCGCCGGGAAAUAAGGAUUGCCUAGUUCGCUUGUAUAUGGGAAAGCGUCGUGACCCCACUCGUCGCCCAUCGCGCUUCUUCAGCUUACGGAAUUUCAACAUGUGCCUAGAUCAAAUGGAAGAUCUCAAGCUGGAAGUUGGCAUCUUCGCCGCUUGUAUGGGUCAUGCUCUCGCUAUCAUGCACUGGGAUGCUAAAAUUGAUGCCGAUGACGUCGAGUUUGUCCUGGGUUGCGCCCCAGUAAACACCUAUGACAGUAGCACUAUUCCCAAUUACCUAUCAGGUCAACGACUAGCGGAAAUAACAUCUUACGGGACUCGUAAGUCUACUUUCAGGGAAUUUAAUGGAGCUCAGGACGCAACUGCAGCUCGGAACUUGACUAAAAGCCAUGUCAAUAUGUGGCUGCUAGAUUUUAACAGAUGUCAUUCAAUUACCAUGAACCAAGAAGGUGUUCAAAAAUCCGUGGAUGCGUUCUUCCGCAACGACCCUUACUUUCCACGCCCCGUUAUGAAACAAUCUUCCGACCAAGAGGCUUGGCUAAUAUUUCGUGACUGUUACCUGGAAACCAGCAAAGGCUGCCUCGAAGAUAUGGAGACUAAGAUCCAAGAACUUCCUGGGAACUUCAUCAAAGGAGUAGUCGCUGAACAGCAGCGGCGAUGUGAGAUAAAGGUAGCCUGGCUCACCAAUGCAGAAGAACACAAUAGCCUCCCGCCUGUGUGA